Molecule: messenger RNA, 405 nt
Organism: Aspergillus fijiensis CBS 313.89
Lineage: Eukaryota; Fungi; Ascomycota; Eurotiomycetes; Eurotiales; Aspergillaceae
Product: histone H2A
Exons: 4
Coding region: 1-405 (134 amino acids)
Cellular component (GO): nucleosome
Molecular function (GO): protein heterodimerization activity; structural constituent of chromatin; DNA binding
Source: RefSeq, a predicted model, not a curated record
AUGACCGGAGGAAAGUCUGGAGGCAAGGCCAGCGGCAGCAAGAACGCCCAAUCCCGCUCGUCCAAGGCCGGUCUUGCAUUCCCUGUUGGUCGUGUUCACCGUCUUCUCCGCAAGGGCAACUACGCUCAGCGUGUCGGUGCUGGUGCCCCUGUUUACCUUGCCGCCGUUCUUGAAUAUCUCGCCGCCGAAAUUCUUGAAUUGGCAGGCAACGCUGCCCGUGACAACAAGAAGACCCGUAUUAUUCCCCGCCAUCUCCAGCUUGCCAUCAGAAACGAUGAGGAGUUGAACAAGCUUCUGGGCCACGUCACCAUUGCUCAGGGUGGUGUCCUUCCCAACAUUCACCAGAACCUUUUGCCCAAGAAGACCCCUAAGAGUGGCAAGGGCUCGGGUAGCCAGGAGCUGUGA